AUGGCUGAUGAUCAUAAUGAUGACCUCCCAAAUGAAUUUGCAGCAGCCUUUUCCGAUUCUGAAUCCUCCAAUGACGAGUUGGAAGGAAAUAAUGAGCCUGCAGAAAAUGCACAAGAAGAAUUGGUAGCAGCAACCUUACAAGGCACUGCAGUUGAAGCCAUUGUUGCACAAGAACCCGCAGUUGCAAGCCUCCAACGCUCAACUCGGUUUCAGGAAUCUGCAGUCAUGGCAGCACAUGACAUGCCUGAUCAACCUCAAGACCGUGAAGACCCCGGUUAUGAAGACAAAGAGAUGACGGACAGUAUCAAAGGUGCUCUUGAUCUUCUAUAUUUAAAGCAUACAAUUUUGGAUUACAAAACAGCGAGAAAGUUGGAGCACAUGAAGAGCAAAAUUCUUUCUGGAAUUGAGUUAAACUCACCCAGCGGAAGUAAGCAAAAGGCGCUACAAAUCCAAGAAUCUGAAGCCACUAAUGGUGCUGCACAAGGACGAAGAGAACUGCAAUUUCAACAAGAAGAAGGAGGAGGAGGUUUGUUCUAUGGACACUAUGCCCCUCCUGAUUUGCCACCAAUCACAAGCCUACAAAAAUUAAUCCAAGAUUGCUGCAAGCCUUUUGAGAAACAGCUAACACCCAGUGAUGUGAGUAAAACUCCCAGGCUCUGCUUGAACAAAGAAUACGUUGAAAAUCACAUCAAACCAAUAUUGAGAAACGGUGAAAACCCUAAUGAAGGCAUCGAUGUGACAACUUAUGACAUGGAAGGCAACGAGUACCCAAUGAAGUUCACGACUUGGGGCACCGAUCUUUAUGUCCUCAGUAAAGGCUGGAAAACUUUCUGUCAUGAUCUUGGACUGGUUGAGACGCAGGAUUUUCUGACAUUGUGGGUUUUCCGCCAUGCCAAGAAUGGAGGCCUCUGCUUCGCAAUCCAUUCACGAAGGUUGCCUGUGUUCGAAACCAUCAAGAAAAGAAGACAAAGAAAGCAGAAUUGA
Prunus armeniaca (apricot) is the source of this 984-nucleotide messenger RNA. The record is from the annotation of a GenBank genome assembly. Lineage: Eukaryota; Viridiplantae; Streptophyta; Magnoliopsida; Rosales; Rosaceae.